Molecule: messenger RNA, 1904 nt
Organism: Hibiscus syriacus
Lineage: Eukaryota; Viridiplantae; Streptophyta; Magnoliopsida; Malvales; Malvaceae
Product: scarecrow-like protein 21
Exons: 2
Coding region: 113-1762 (549 amino acids)
Biological process (GO): regulation of DNA-templated transcription
Cellular component (GO): nucleus
Molecular function (GO): sequence-specific DNA binding; DNA-binding transcription factor activity
Source: RefSeq, a predicted model, not a curated record
UGGUUUGAGAUUCUCCUUUCAGAUCUUUUGUUCUUCGAAACCCAAACGGAUUACUAAAAUUUUUAAGUUGAAAGGGGAAUCAAAAGCAGAAUACAUCGGGUUCAGCUCAUUGAUGUGUUUAUUCAUCCCAUGCCCAGCACCGAUGCAAAUGUCUCAGAAACCUAAAAUUUCAGGUACUUACUUCGAUCAGCCGGUCAAAGAGUUGGAGUCCUAUUGUUUGCCUCCCAACCAAAGCUUAGAUCAGUACCAAUCUGGCUCUGAUGACGGCAGCAAUGGUGUGCAACAAUCGGUUCAUAAUCCAGAUCAGUACUGCACCCUUGAUUCGUCAUCCGGUAUGCAGAACUCUUCUUCGACAGCCAGUUUCUCACCCGAUGGCAGUCCUGUUUCGCAGCAGAACUACUCGUACCCAUCAAACCUUCAUCAUUCCCCAGAAUAUACAUGUGGUUCACCAAUAAGCGGUUCUUGUGUAAUAGACAAUGAAAAUGCCUUGGGGCACAUGAUAAGACAAUUGGAAACUGCUAUGUUAGGCUCCGAUUUAGAUAAUUUUGACCUUCAUUCAAUUGCCGCUUCCGGCAGAGCCACUGAAGUCUCUACCGAAGCAGAGAGGUGGAAAUACAUGAUGGAAAUGAUCGCCAGAGGGGACCUGAAAGAACUGCUUUGUGCUUGUGCCAAAGCUAUAGAAAAUAAAGAUAUGUAUGUGGCCGACUGUUUGAUUACGCAAUUGCACCAAAUGGUGUCAGUUUCGGGUGAACCAAUACAACGUCUAGGAGCCUACAUGGUGGAAGGUCUUGUUGCAAGGUUGGCUUCAUCAGGAAGUUCUAUCUACAAAGCCCUCAGAUGUAAAGAACCUGCUAGUGUUGAACUGCUUUCAUACAUGCACAUCCUCUAUGAAAUCUGCCCGUAUUUCAAGUUUGGCUAUAUGUCGGCAAAUGGGGCAAUUGCUGAAGCCAUGAAAGAAGAAAGUCGAGUCCAUAUAAUUGAUUUUCAGAUUGCCCAAGGAAGCCAAUGGUUGACCCUAAUCCAUGCCCUUGCCUCUCGGCCUGGAGGACCACCAAGCAUCCGUAUAACCGGCAUUGAUGACCCUACAUCAUCUUUUGCCAGAGGGGGAGGACUUGAAAUAGUGGGGCAGCGACUACGCAAGCUUGCCGAGUCGUGUAAGGUACCCUUUGAGUUCCAUGCAGCUGCUAUUUCUGGUACUGAGGUUCAACUUGAAAACCUCAGGAUUCAACCCGAUGAAGCCAUUGCUGUAAAUUUUGCCAUGAUGCUGCAUCACAUGCCAGAUGAAAGUGUGGGCACGGAGAACCAUCGGGACAGGCUGCUGAGGUUGGUGAAGAGUUUGUCCCCGAAGGUCGUGACCCUUGUUGAGCAAGAAGCAAAUACAAAUACCGCUCCGUUCCUUCCCCGUUUCAUGGAGACAAUGGGUCAUUAUCUGGCUAUCUUUGAAUCAAUUGAUGUUAGCCUGCCAAGGGAACACAAGGAGCGGAUCAAAACUGAACAGCACUGUCUGGCCCGGGAGAUCGUCAACAUUAUAGCAUGCGAAGGGCCUGAAAGAGUGGAACGUCAUGAACUUCUAGGCAAAUGGAGAUCAAGGUUUAUUAUGGCUGGCUUUACACCCUCUCCAUUAAGCUCAUUCGUCAACAAUACCAUCAAAACUCUGCUGCAAAGCUAUUGUGACAAGUAUACACUUGAAGAGAGAGAUGAUGUUCUUUAUCUCGGCUGGAUGAAUCGAGCUAUUGUCGAAUCCUGUGCAUGGAGAUGUUAACCGAUUGAUAACUGUUUUGACAGUGUUGAUACAACCUUUAUUUGGAAAAAGAAAACAUGACAAAAACAAAAGAUUAAAGCUUAUUUGGUAACCAUGUCAUUUCCAGGGAUGCAAUGUAAAUAAGGUGUUUCUAGAAUUAAAU